AUGCACGACGCUCAGUUGAAUUACUAUGGAAAUCGUCUCGCCACUUGCUCUAGUGAUCGUCUCGUCAAAGUCUUUGAGGUAAAAUCCAAUGGUUAUAUCGUCCCCAUAGCUGAACUUGCUGGACAUUCGGGACCAGUGUGGCAGGUGGCAUGGGCACAUCCUGACUUCGGUGGCCUGCUGGCUUCCGGCGGAUACGACAGGUUCAUAAUUAGAAAUUCGUCUCUGUAGCU
Cylicostephanus goldi is the source of this 230-nucleotide messenger RNA. Lineage: Eukaryota; Metazoa; Nematoda; Chromadorea; Rhabditida; Strongylidae. The record is from the annotation of a GenBank genome assembly.